AUGAUCGGUCCAGGAACGGGCAUGCUUGGAGAGGAUGGCAUCCACGUCGACAUGAACCAUUUGAAGUCUGGUGAAGUCAACCUGGGAACAUCAAUCAUGGCGAUCAACUUCAAAGACGGGGUCAUUCUAGGGGCCGAUAGUCGGACAACUACAGGGGCCUACAUCGCUAAUCGAGUAACGGACAAGCUCACCCAAGUACACGAUACGAUCUGGUGCUGUCGGUCGGGAUCAGCAGCCGACACUCAAGCUGUAGCGGAUAUUGUGCAGUACCACCUGGGGAUGUACGGCAUCAUGAACAACGAGUCUCCGACUACUCAAACUGCUGCUGCCCUAUUCCAGGAGUUGUGCUAUGACAACAAAGACCAGCUAAGUGCUGGCAUGAUCAUUGCUGGGUGGGACAAGCGGAAUGGCGGACAAGUCUACUCGAUACCUCUGGGUGGCUCUCUGCACAAGGGACCAUACGCAAUCGGCGGCUCGGGUUCAACAUACAUCUAUGGUUUCUGCGACGCACAUUGGAAAGAAGAAAUGACGGAAGAAGAAGGCAUCAGUUUUGUCAAGCAGGCGUUGAGCGAGGCGAUCAAGUGGGACGGCAGUUCAGGAGGCGUCAUUCGGAUGGUUGUGUUAACCGCGAAAGGUGCGCAGCGACAUCUGUACCUCCCAGACCAAGGGUAUAAGGGACCAGGAAGAGACUGA
This is a messenger RNA of Cladophialophora yegresii CBS 114405, 693 nucleotides long. Its product is annotated as proteasome component PRE3. Bases 1 to 693 code for a protein of 230 amino acids. Gene Ontology annotation, molecular function: threonine-type endopeptidase activity. NCBI's taxonomy places the organism in Eukaryota, Fungi, Ascomycota, Eurotiomycetes, Chaetothyriales, Herpotrichiellaceae. The transcript has 2 exons. The record is from RefSeq and is a predicted model, not a curated record. Gene Ontology annotation, cellular component: proteasome core complex.